AUGCAGCCUGCGCGUCCUCUCCUCAUCCUUCUACACAUCGUAACCUACCGUACGGAUACGCAAUACACAGUUAAGCGUCCUGUACCGCACACCGCACCGUCCGCACCUCACCUCACCGCACUGCACCGCACGUACAAUACUUCGUACACGCGCGCUAUACCAUACGAGACCGAGACGAGGAAAAACAACCUGCUCAAUACCCCGUUUCCCGCUCAAUUGGGCAUAUGCCGCGAAUCUCUGCCUUGUCCAGCCUACAGAUACCUGUUCGGAUCCCACGAAUACCUCGCUAUCGUCGUUCCAAGAAUCCCCUUUGCAAGUGCGAGACUGCAACCUUACGCAGAGCCCCAAAACGCUACAGCCAUUCCCCUUCCUAUGCUUCCCCUCCCUCAUCCUCGCCAAAGCCUCCGCGAGAUCGACAGCGAGCAAACUAACACCCUCUUCCUUGUUGCGAGCCACCCGACCCAGCGUGACGGUGUCAACUUUGUCGAGGUCUCGGGAGGGAUCAAUGCCUUCGGCGAUGCCAUGCCACGCCAUCCCAAGCCCCAUACUAUGCCGCGCUCUGCCACGCGCGCAACACGAGUAUCCAUCCUUACCUUCAGCAGUAAUACCAUACUCCGUAGAGAGAAAGAGGACCGAAUUCUCUAA
Colletotrichum tamarilloi is the source of this 645-nucleotide messenger RNA. RefSeq lists its product as uncharacterized. The coding region runs from base 1 to 645 and encodes 214 amino acids. NCBI's taxonomy places the organism in Eukaryota, Fungi, Ascomycota, Sordariomycetes, Glomerellales, Glomerellaceae. The record is from RefSeq and is a predicted model, not a curated record. The transcript has 4 exons.